UAUUUCCUUUUUUUGUUAGGGUACAAUUCAUAUCUGAUAUACUGUUUGAUUAAGGCGAUUUUAGAUAAAAAAUUAUGGCAAAUAAACCCUUAGUUGUAACUGGAUUCAUCUUCUGGCUGAUCGCCACUGGCAUGUUCUUGGCUGCCAUGCUAACCAAGUUUUGGAAAAGUCUCCUUCAGCAGGCUUUUCAUUUCAAUCUUUUUGAAAAUUGCGUGUCAUCCGUAUGUGUUCAAGCUGGUUGGGAUCCUUCGUCUGUCGGCUUAGCAAUGUUUGUACCUCGCAUCCUGAUGUUGGUAGCUGCAUUUUUUAUUCUGCUUGGUGUUGUGAUUGGGUUGGUCGGUUUGUGCAGUGACAGGAAUAAAUGUUGCAUGGUGGCUGAAGGUGUUCUUACAAUCGUGGGAGGUAUUGUGGCCUUGUGCGCAUGCGCCGUUUAUACUGGGUUAAACCAUAACAGUUUUAUCAACUUCGGGUAUUCCUUCUACUUUGGAUGGGUCUCUGGGGUUGGAUAUAUUGUAGCUGGUGCUCUACAUGCUGCUGGCAGUAAAUAAACUAUAAUGUGUUGUACUAUAAUGCAUAUUUAUCAUACUAUAACUAUAAUGCAUAUUUAUAAGAUUUAUAGUUGGUCACCAGAACAUACCAACGGUAUUGUGACACUGACACAGUCCUAUACACACUGUAUAUUCUUUGUUUAUAAAAUUAUAGAACUGUGUUGUUG
Ciona intestinalis (vase tunicate) is the source of this 715-nucleotide messenger RNA. The record is from RefSeq and is a predicted model, not a curated record. NCBI's taxonomy places the organism in Eukaryota, Metazoa, Chordata, Ascidiacea, Phlebobranchia, Cionidae.